Messenger RNA from Dermacentor silvarum, 1622 nucleotides. RefSeq lists its product as uncharacterized. The record is from RefSeq and is a predicted model, not a curated record. NCBI's taxonomy places the organism in Eukaryota, Metazoa, Arthropoda, Arachnida, Ixodida, Ixodidae. Gene Ontology annotation, molecular function: zinc ion binding.
AUGACAUUAGUUCCAAGCAACAUUAACAAGCAAGAAUUGACCAGGGAAACAAGGAACCUGAAUCAAUUCUUUGGAAAGGAGCACAUUUAUAGGUACAUUGAAGGCAAGGGUGCACAAAAGCACAGAGAUGCAGGUUUGCGCCUCUUCACCUCUGGGCACCUGCAGAAACUUAAGUUUUUGAAGAUAGAAAGCUCAGAGACUGUUGUGCGUGCAGACGUUCUGGCAUCAAUGACAACAAGGACUAUAUAUAAGGUGUCAGCCCGGCUACUAAGAAGUGAUGGAGAAAUUGUUUCAGGCACCUGCACCUGUGUUGCUGGCAAAGGGUCUGCAUGUAAGCACCUGUGUUGUGUUUUCUAUGGAUUGAUGUAUAUAGCUCAGCAUGACCUUGCAACUGUGCCAACCUUGCUGGCGUGUACUGAGACAGAAAGGCAAUGGUACAAACCGAGAGAUCCGAGAAAUGUACCACAUAGCUUUGAAGACCUUGUCUUUUCGAAGGAUACUAGGGAGAGACUCAGCAGUGCACCUGAGCAUCACAACAAACGAAUGAAAUAUUCAUCACUAAAGCCAGAAAGAGAGGUCAUGACGACACGAACCUUAAUUGGCUUACAUGGAAAACUAAAAGAAAAUGGACUGCAGUGCUUCGCUGACAUUUUAGAGGCUAAUGAUUUCUUGUGUGACAAAAGCACCAAGUCAACAAAAGACAACAAUGUGCGUGAAAGCAUGCCUCUGCGCUGGCUUGACGCCGUAAAAAAGUCACAGACGCUAGUGUACUCAGCUGAUGAUGUUGCUGCUGUUGAGAGUGCGACAAGGCUGCAGAGUGGCUCAACACUGUGGCACCAUUACAGAAAGGGAUUGAUAACGGCCUCAGUAGCACAUAGAGUUUACACGUGGGUCAAAACGUGCGAAACAAAAAUGGGGCCUCAUGAUGCCCGGUCACUUCUGAGUGCCAUAAUGGGGAAGAAGUGUCGAGCCACAUACGCCAUGAAACGAGGGCUGUUGUGUGAGGAUAAUGCAAGGAAGGAAUUCAUAGAGCAAAACAGAGGGCACUUGGACAUACAGGUCGAACAGUGCGGUCUGCUUUUGUGCCGGAGCAAUUCUUUUCUAGGAGCAAGCCCCGAUGGCAUUGUUAAAUGCCUUUGUUGUGCUAGUGUUCUGGAAAUUAAGAGUCCAAUGAACCUUGACACAUUUUGUAAGAGUGAGCUACGUGAUGGGUAUCUGAAGAGAAGCAGCAGAUACUUCACCCAAGUACAAAUGCAAAUGGGGGUGAGCUGCUUACAAUCUUGCAUCCUCUUCGUUUACAGUGAACAAAAGUGCGUGCAAGUUUCUGUGAAUUUUGAUCAGAGUUUUUUCGAUGAACUGGUGAAGCGGUGCAAAUUUUUUUUGUGAGAAGUACUUGGUGCCUUCCUUUCUUGACAGUUAGCACUUCAAAAUUUCUAUUAGGCAUUGUGUAGUAGUAGUAGUCAUAGGUCGGCAAACUCACUCAUGAGUCGACUCACUCAGACUCAGAUCGGUCCGUGAGUGUGAGUGAGUAAUAUUUUGGUGAGCUUGAGUCCGAGUGUGUCCAGCUGAGGAAAAUUUUAGUGAGUCUGAGUCCGAGUGAGGAAGAUAUUGGCGAGUCUGAG